Messenger RNA from Phragmites australis (common reed), 2000 nucleotides. Its product is annotated as probable polyamine transporter At1g31830. The record is from RefSeq and is a predicted model, not a curated record. The coding region runs from base 254 to 1732 and encodes 492 amino acids. The transcript has 2 exons. Lineage: Eukaryota; Viridiplantae; Streptophyta; Magnoliopsida; Poales; Poaceae. Gene Ontology annotation, molecular function: transmembrane transporter activity. Gene Ontology annotation, cellular component: membrane. Gene Ontology annotation, biological process: transmembrane transport.
GUAUUAAAAACAGAGAGAGAGUCUGACGGCGCUGCCGAGUAUUUUUGCGCUCAAGUCGUCUGCUCUUGCCAUCAGGCAAGGCCUCCCUCUCGAUUCUGACCUUCCUCCUCCUCCUCCGGCGGCAUCGGUGACUUCGUCCGCGCCGCCCUCUCUCUCCGAGUUCUCGGCGUCAGGGGGGGAGGAGGCAGGACUUGCGCCCGGGCCGCCGGAGGGAGAUCCAGUCCAAGCAUGCGGAUCGCCGCGCGGUAGAUAUAUGAAAUUGAGGAACACAGCAAUAACACGAGCAAAUCCAGCCUCUCUUCCAAUGGGGGAUCGUGUUGGUGCCAAGUACAACAGUGUCAGUGAGGGCGAAGAGCGUAAGGGAGGUCAUGGCAUCCCAAAAGUUUCCAUGCUCCCCCUUGUCUUCCUCAUAUUCUAUGAAGUUUCUGGGGGUCCCUUUGGGAUUGAGGAUAGUGUCAAGGCUGCUGGGCCACUGCUAGCAAUUGUGGGUUUUCUUCUGUUUGCGCUCAUAUGGAGCAUUCCAGAAGCUCUAAUCACUGCUGAGAUGGGCACUAUGUUCCCAGAGAAUGGUGGUUAUGUUGUCUGGGUCUCUUCGGCUCUUGGUCCCUUUUGGGGUUUUCAGCAAGGCUGGGCCAAGUGGCUCAGCGGUGUCAUUGAUAAUGCCCUGUAUCCAGUCCUCUUUCUGGACUAUGUCAAGUCCAGUGUUCCGGCUCUUGGGGGUGGGCUACCAAGGACCCUGGCGGUGCUUAUCCUCACAGUCGCACUUACAUACAUGAAUUACAGAGGGCUAACCAUAGUUGGCUGGGUGGCAGUCUUUCUUGGGGUGUUCUCUCUCCUCCCAUUCUUUGUGAUGGGAUUGAUUGCUAUUCCUCGGAUUGAACCUUCAAGGUGGCUUCAAAUGGACUUGGGGAGCGUGAAUUGGGGUUUGUAUCUGAAUACACUGUUUUGGAACCUCAACUAUUGGGAUUCAAUUAGUACAUUGGCUGGAGAAGUCGAGAAUCCAAAGAGAACCCUCCCGAGAGCGCUUUCUUAUGCUCUAGUUCUAGUAGUGGGGGGAUACCUCUACCCGCUGAUCACUUGUACAGCAGCACUUCCAGUUGCUCGGGAGUACUGGUCAGAUGGGUACUUUUCAGACAUUGCAAGAAUUCUUGGUGGCUUCUGGUUGCACUCAUGGAUUCAAGCAGCUGCUGCAUUGUCCAACAUGGGCAACUUUGUCACUGAAAUGAGCAGUGAUUCUUACCAGCUUCUCGGAAUGGCUGAGCGUGGCAUGCUUCCUGAAUUUUUUGCCAAGAGGUCACGCUACGGGACCCCACUGAUCGGCAUCUUGUUCUCCGCCUUUGGUGUGAUCCUGCUGUCCUGGAUGAGCUUCCAAGAGAUCAUCGCAGCAGAGAACUAUCUCUACUGCUUUGGGAUGAUUCUGGAAUUCAUCGCCUUCAUCAAGCUAAGGGUGACCCAUCCGAACGCCUCCCGGCCUUACAAGAUCCCUCUGGGCACCAUUGGCACUGUUCUGAUGAUUGCCCCUCCUACUCUCCUGAUAGUGGUGGUGAUGGCCCUGGCAUCCUUCAAGGUGAUGGCUGUCAGCAUCCUGGCAAUGGUCGUUGGGUUCGUGCUGCAGCCGUGCCUGAUGUAUGUGGAAAAGAAGCGGUGGCUGAGGUUCUCCAUAAGCGCGGACCUGCCUGAUUUGCCUGAUUCGCGAGAAGCUGAAGAUGACGCUGUCCCGCUUGUGUUCUGAAUCGUUCGCAUUUUGUUCUGGAGGUGUAAUUCUCAGUUAGAGCAGCUUGAAAUGGUAGGAUCAUGGGUUUCCGACUUGUUUCACCUCAUCAGUUGCAGGGAUCUUAGUCGGCCUUGUAUAAUGUUACAUUACGUAGUCAUCAUGCUGUUGAAUAACAUGUUGACAUCAGAUAUAAAUGUAAUCCCAGCUGUGGUGAAUGGAGAGCUUAUAAUAGAAAGAACGCGGACUCUUGAACAGAAACAAAUAAUACUCUCUUUGUUUCUUGAUC